This is a messenger RNA of Histoplasma mississippiense, 639 nucleotides long. RefSeq names its product peptidyl-prolyl cis-trans isomerase 10. Gene Ontology annotation, biological process: protein folding; protein peptidyl-prolyl isomerization. The coding region runs from base 1 to 639 and encodes 212 amino acids. Gene Ontology annotation, molecular function: peptidyl-prolyl cis-trans isomerase activity. Gene Ontology annotation, cellular component: catalytic step 2 spliceosome. The record is from RefSeq and is a predicted model, not a curated record. The transcript is spliced from 3 exons. Lineage: Eukaryota; Fungi; Ascomycota; Eurotiomycetes; Onygenales; Ajellomycetaceae.
AUGCAAACAGUCGAUGCGCUCCAUACCACCCAUGGCGAUCUCAAAGUAGAAGUGUUCCAUGAAGCAACACCAAAGACUGCAGAGAACUUCCUCGCUCUGUGCGCCUCAGGCGCCUACAACAACACCCCCUUCCACCGCCUGAUCCCAUCCUUCAUGAUCCAAGGCGGCGAUAUCUCGCUCUCUAAGAGCAGAAACCCUUCCGCCCUUCCCUUCGACAUCCCCAAAGGCGGCACAUCCAUCUACCACCCGACCCCGCUCGCCCAUGAAAUCCGCCUCCCGACCAUCCGCCACAACACCCGCGGCAUCCUAAGCAUGGCGAGCAAGUCGGUGAAAUCGCAAUCCGCGUCUGGCGCCACGGAGACUACGGAGGUUAAUGGGAGCCAGUUUUUCAUCACGUUUGCGCCUGCGCCGCAUUUGGAUGGGAAGAGUACGGUUUUCGGCAAGGUGUUGGCCGCGGGUGAGGGGGAGCCGGGCGGUGCGGUGCUGGAGAGGCUGGAAAAGGCUAAGGUGAAGAUUGACAAGAAGGGGAGGGUUGUGCAGCCGUCGUCGAUGGGAGAGGAGGAGGUGAAGGAGCAGGCCUGGGAAGCUGUGGGGAUUGAGAGGGUGACUAUUCACGCGAAUCCGUUUGCAGUGUUAUGA